UAGUCAGCUGCCGGGGAAUCCGGGCGCCCCGGGGCCUGCGGAGGGUGCCGCGCGGGGUGGGCACGGGCAGGGGGAGUGGGCGACGCCGCUGGUUGGUGCCUGAAAUCUGUGCGUUGCCCCUUUAAUUGUGUCCCCAGCCCUCGGGCGUUUCUGUCCAACGCCCACGUCAGCAAAUACCUUUUGUUUCUCUCACGUUGGGGCUACUUGUUUUAGGGCGCCAAGGAGCGGCUGCGAAGCGGGCUGCCUCGCCUGCGGGGACCGGGAUCGGCCCCCAGCCCGCGCGCGCGACCCGCCGGAGCGCCGCGGCCCGCGAACUUUAUUUAGUAAACGGAGUGCUUUCGCCUGUAUGAAUUGUUUCACAUAAAACAACCUCCCAGUCAGACCGAUGGUUGUUGAACUUUCCAGAUGAGGGAACUCGUUAAGCGCCGAGUUCAAGCCUUAAGCCAGGAGGUGGACGAUGGCAGCCUCCCAACCGCCUUGCUUCCUGGUCUUGCUCUUCAUUCCCUCCUAAAGGCACCUCCGGAGUCUUAUGCAAAGCAAGUCGGUCACCUCGCUUCCCUGCUCUGAAAACCUUAACUGAGCUUUAUCAGAAAAAAAGUCCAAAAUCUUCAUCAGAAGAACCAAGGCCCAAACUUCCUCUCCAGUCUAAGCUUCCGCAAGCCUCAGGUGUGGAUGGGUUUGUGGGAGCCCAGGAGCAAGAGCCAUUCAGUGAUCACCGGGGAUCUCAUGUCUUUUUCUUGGGAACCUUCCUGGCCACACAAGCAGUAAAUGGAAAGUGAGGAUUUAACCUGCAACCCUUGGCCAAGCGGGUACAUGUCGGUUAGGCUGUAUAGAUGUCAGCAGGAGGCAUCACGAGUGCCUGGACUCCCAGGUCAGGGUUAAAAGAUGUUUAUCCACGAAAGAAUACAACUCCCGUUCAGUUAGCUGAAGUUGCUUCUGACCCAGGGAUUUUUGCUAAGGAGAAUAACAAGGACAAUCCUUCACACACAGACUGUGUUUGACUUGGAAUCUUCCCUUUUUCACUCCAUUCAAUUGGCUUAGCAGGAUUUCAAGAGCAGCAUUUGUAAUUUCCAGAAUGGAGAUCUCCUCUCAUCAGUCGCACCUCCUGCAACAGCUGAAUGAGCAGCGCAGGCAGGACGUGUUCUGUGAUUGCAGCAUCCUCGUUGAAGGGAAGGUCUUCAAAGCGCACCGGAAUGUAUUGUUUGCCAGUAGUGGCUACUUUAAAAUGCUUCUUUCUCAGAAUUCAAAGGAGACGAGUCAGCCAACCACAGCUACGUUUCAGGCUUUCUCCCCUGACACUUUUACGGUGAUCCUGGACUUCGUCUAUUCCGGCAAACUCUCUCUUACUGGUCAGAAUGUCAUAGAAGUGAUGUCAGCUGCUAGCUUCCUUCAGAUGACCGAUGUCAUUAGUGUAUGUAAGACCUUUAUUAAAUCUUCAUUAGACAUUAGCGAGAAAGAAAAAGAUCGCUAUUUCAGUCUCUCCGAUAAAGAUGCCAAUUCUAAUGGUAUAGAACGUUCCUCUUUUUAUAGCGGUGGCUGGCAAGAGGAAAGCAGUUCUCCGCACUCUCACCUAAGCCCAGAUCGAGGAACAGGUAUAAUAAGUGGAAAAUCUUGGAGUAAGUAUAAUUACCAUCCAGCCUCCCAAAGGAAUACUCAGCAGCCGUUGGCCAAGCAUGAGCAAAGGAAAGAUGCCAUUAAAAAGUCCAAACAUUUGAGGUUGUCCCAGCCUUCUGAAGUUGCUCAUUAUAAGUCAAGCAAACGAGAAGCACGGACAUCUGAUUCUUCCAGCCACAUUUCCCAAGCUGAAGAACCAGCACAAAUUGAUGCUGAAAUGGACUCUACUCCUGUUGGCUAUCAGUAUGGUCAAGGAUCUGAUGUCACAUCCAGAAAUUUUCCAGAUGAUCUGCCCAGGAUGCGAUUCAAGUGCCCAUACUGUACGCACGUGGUGAAGCGGAAAGCAGACCUAAAGCGCCACCUUCGUUGUCACACAGGAGAAAGGCCGUAUCCGUGUCAAGCUUGUGGGAAAAGAUUUAGCAGGCUAGACCAUCUAAGUAGCCAUUUCCGAACAAUUCACCAGGCAUGCAAACUAAUCUGCAGGAAAUGCAAACGCCAUGUGACUGAUCUAACGGGUCAGGUGGUCCAGGAAGGAACCCGGCGCUACAGGCUGUGUAAUGAGUGCCUCGCUGAAGUUGGCAUAGACAGCCUCCCCAUUGAUUUGGAAGCUGAACAGCAUCUUAUGUCCCCAUCAGAUGGAGACAAGGAUUCCAGAUGGCACCUGAGUGAAGAUGAGAAUAGAUCAUACGUGGAGAUUGUAGAGGAUGGGUCUGCUGAUCUGGUCAUACAACAGGUUGAUGACAGUGAAGAAGAAGAAGAAAAGGAAAUAAAGCCCAACAUUAGGUAGUUGUAAUGUGAACCGACAGAGCUGGCAUGUCUGCAACUUACACUGACUUUCUGUCUCUCUCCCUUUCCAUGGUCAGAGUCUGGUUAACAGAUUGAUCAGACUGACGUAAAAGUAGUGACCUGAUGUAACUUGCAUGCUUUCUGAACAGGCCAUUGUGUCCAUUCUGAACUUUGUUGCCCUAAAAUGUGUUGCUGCACUGGGAAGAAAGACCUAGCUUGAGUUGGUAUGAUGGAGGAACAAUUAAUCUUCUUACUUUUACUACACAGAUACCUUUUUUCUUUUAAUAUUGGAAGAUCUACUUAGCAAACUCUUUUCAAAGGAAAUAUUUUAAAUAAAUUUACCACAACCAAAGUUUACGUAAGAUACUUUCAAGGUGUUUCAAAAACACAUAAACUACCAAUAUUGAGUUUUCACAGGAGACCAGGUAAGAGCACAUUUAAAGGCCUGGCACCCCCCCUGACUGAACUGUUAAGUCUUUCUAUUAACUUCAGAUCUAAAACAACCUAUUGUCAUUCCAGUAUCCUAAAUGUUUUAGGAUUAUGGCAGAAGACAAAUCUAAAAUGUUUGAAAUUGUUCAUUUUUUAAAUUUUUUCAUUAAGUUAAAAAUUACUCUGAUGUAGUCAGUAUUGUUUAAAAAAAACCCCAAAACCUAAAGUAGAGUGAAGAACUUUUACCAGUUCUUAAGAGUGAUUUCUAAUGUUUAUGUACUGCUAUAUUAUUUAUAAAGUGCUCUCUCUCAUUUUCUCACCUAAGCAGCAAGGUAAAUAUUAUUGUCUCUGAUUUACAAAUGAGCAAAGUAAGGUCAGAAAGUUUAAGGGGUGGGAUUGGACAGAUUUUGAUUUUAAACAGUCCUUUUUCAACUUUCUCUCCCUGUGUUGUCUCCUGAAAUGGCCAAGAAUUGAGGUCAAACCUUAGCAAUCAGCAGUAAUCAUAAAAAGAAGCCUAUCAGAAUUAGAAAGUGUAAAAGAGAAAGAAUUUCAUCAUCUUCAACAAUAUAUAACAUCUUGAAGUAGUUAUUCAAAUAAUCCUAAAUAAUGUCCCUACAGUAUCUAUUGACAUGUUUUUAUGUUAUUUAUGUGUAAAUUUUAUAUAUAAAACUAUAUGAACAAA
This is a messenger RNA of Equus caballus (horse), 3511 nucleotides long. It is a transcript of the gene ZBTB8A, whose product is annotated as zinc finger and BTB domain containing 8A. The record is from RefSeq and is a predicted model, not a curated record. Lineage: Eukaryota; Metazoa; Chordata; Mammalia; Perissodactyla; Equidae. Gene Ontology annotation, molecular function: RNA polymerase II cis-regulatory region sequence-specific DNA binding; DNA-binding transcription factor activity, RNA polymerase II-specific; protein binding. Gene Ontology annotation, biological process: regulation of transcription by RNA polymerase II.